UUCUUGUGAGGGGGGCCCCACCCACCAUCCGCCCCCGAAGCAGCCGCGUCGCCUCCCCUGUCCCUCUCGCGUCGUCCAUUCCAAGGAGCAUCAGCCACGACCCACGACCGGGCCGGCGGCCGGCGGGCGGACCACAACAAUAGGCGGAGCCACCCUAGCUACCAGCCGCCAUCACGGACGAGACAAGCGCGCGCGGAGUGAGGAGGGGAGAGGCACGCGCCACCACCGGCGGCUCCUCCUGCUUCCCCGGAGAUUCGAACCGGAGGCCCGCGGUGCGGCGCGGGGGCUGUCUAGCUAGCUGCGUCUUCUUGCUCGCCGUGGCGUGGCGGCCGGCGGGACGGGACGGGGACGGGGACGGGGAUGGGGGCGUCGGACAACACUAAGGGGCUGGCGCUGGCGGUCGCCUCCAGCGCCUUCAUCGGCGCCAGCUUCAUCCUCAAGAAGAUCGGCCUCAUGCGCGCCGGCAAGUGCGGCGUCCGCGCAGGCGGAGGAGGAUACACGUAUCUUCUGGAGCCUCUCUGGUGGGCUGGCUUGAUCACCAUGCUGCUUGGGGAGGUUGCGAACUUUGUUGCCUAUGUCUUUGCACCAGCUGUCCUUGUGACUCCUCUUGGAGCACUAAGCAUAAUCGUCAGUUCAGUGUUAGCGCACUUUGUGCUGAAGGAGCGGCUUAACAAGCUUGGCGUUCUUGGUUGUAUAUCGUGCAUAGUAGGUUCAGUUGUUGUCGUUCUACAUGCUCCUGAAGAGCACAUGCCUGAUUCCGUGGAAGAAAUCUGGGAUCUAGCUACUCAACCAGGAUUUCUAGCAUAUGCGGGAACAACAUUGUCACUCAUGGCAAUAGUAGUAGUGUUCAUCGAACCUCGUUAUGGUCAGAAGAACAUCCUGAUAUAUCUGGGUAUCUGCUCUUCAAUGGGAUCAUUAACAGUUGUUAGCAUCAAAGCCGUCGGUGUUGCCAUAAAGCUUACACUGGAUGGAAUGAACCAGCUUGCGUAUCCACACACAUGGCUUUUUAUUCUGGUCGCAGUUAUCUGCGGGGUUUCUCAGCUAAAUUACCUCAACAAGGCAUUGGAUACCUUUGAUUUAGCUAUUGUUUCCCCAGUGUACUAUGUAAUGUUUACCACCCUUACAAUAGUGGCGAGUUCAAUUAUGUUCAAGGACGGAUCUGGCCAAAGUUUGAGUAGUAUUGCUUCAGAAUGCUGCGGCCUCAUAACAAUCCUUUCUGGAACGAUUUUGCUGCACGCAGCAAAGCAAAAAGAAGCUGCCAGUUCUCCAGCAUCCACUUGGCCUUUGGAUAGAGGGAUAUCUUGGUAUAUCAGCGUAGGCAGCGACAAUCUACUGAGGAACGUCGAAGACGACUACUUCGCCGCCCCGCAAAGUUCCCCCGCCACACCCUGAUCGCGCAUUCGGAGUCAUGUCCAAAUACUUUGACCGCAGAAGAAAGUCCUCUGUCAGUUGUACAAAAAGGAAGAGAGAUGUGAGUUGCAGCGGAGUCUUAGCAGCGCCAGCAUUCUGGCGGUUUUGGUUGAGAAGAUGAAGAUUCCGUCAGCCAUUCUUUCGCCGUACGUACAUAGGAACCUAUCUAGAUUUCUCCAACCAUUUCAUACUAGGAACAGGGUAGGCCUCGCCGUCCAAUUCCAGUUUGUAAGCUGUUCGUCGAUGAGCGGUGAGCGGGCUGAAGUUGUCGGCCUGCCUGUUGUUGUGCAUUAUGUAGAACAUUUGUUCUUGUGAUUAGGCUUCCGAGUGGAACAUCAACGCACGAUUUCGAUGCAAUUGUUCUUCCAUGAGAAGAUUUUCGGCUUCA
Molecule: messenger RNA, 1798 nt
Organism: Hordeum vulgare subsp. vulgare (domesticated barley)
Lineage: Eukaryota; Viridiplantae; Streptophyta; Magnoliopsida; Poales; Poaceae
Product: probable magnesium transporter NIPA6
Exons: 9
Coding region: 361-1392 (343 amino acids)
Biological process (GO): magnesium ion transport
Cellular component (GO): membrane
Molecular function (GO): magnesium ion transmembrane transporter activity
Source: RefSeq, a predicted model, not a curated record